This is a messenger RNA of Suricata suricatta (meerkat), 1251 nucleotides long. RefSeq names its product CDP-L-ribitol pyrophosphorylase A (gene CRPPA). The record is from RefSeq and is a predicted model, not a curated record. Lineage: Eukaryota; Metazoa; Chordata; Mammalia; Carnivora; Herpestidae. The coding region runs from base 1 to 1251 and encodes 416 amino acids. Gene Ontology annotation, biological process: protein O-linked glycosylation via mannose; isoprenoid biosynthetic process. Gene Ontology annotation, cellular component: cytosol. The transcript is spliced from 11 exons. Gene Ontology annotation, molecular function: D-ribitol-5-phosphate cytidylyltransferase activity.
AUGGAUCACCGAGGAUUUUAUUUUCCAAGGCGACGCUGGGCCGGCCAGCGAAGCGAGGCGGCGCGGAACGCAGCGCGGCCGGGGGCGCUGGGCUCGUCGCUGAGGCCGCGGGCGCCAAAGGAGGAAGCUCGGCAGCUGGAGCGUCCCCUGGGGACACGCAGCGGCCGGAGCCCGCGGCUGGGAGUAUAUUGGAUAAAGGACAUUGUGGUGGCAGUAACUGGAGAGAAUAUGGAAGCAAUGAAGAGUAUCAUUCAGAAGUACCAGCAUCAGCGUAUCUCCCUGGUUGAAGCUGGAGUGACCCGUCACAGGUCAAUUUUCAAUGGACUAAAAGCACUGGCAGAGGACCAGCCUGACUCUGACCUCUCCAAGCCAGAAGUUGUGAUAAUCCAUGAUGCUGUGAGACCAUUUGUUGAAGAAGAUGUCCUUCUGAAAGUUGUCACAGCUGCUAAGGAACAUGGGGCAGCAGGAGCAAUUCGACCUCUUGUGUCAACUGUAAUCAGUCCAUCUGCUGAUGGUUGCUUGGAACAUUCACUAGAACGUGCACGACACAGAGCAAGCGAAAUGCCACAGGCUUUUCUAUUUGAUGUGAUCUAUGAAGCAUAUCAGCAGUGUAGUGACUACGACUUGGAAUUUGGAACUGAGUGUUUACAGUUGGCUCUGAAAUACGGUCACAUUAAAGCCAAACUUGUGGAAGGAUCACCUGACCUCUGGAAGGUGACCUACAAACGAGAUCUGUAUGCAGCUGAAUCGAUUAUUAAGGAAAGAAUUUCACAACACGUUUGCAUAGUUAUGGACACAAAAGAAGAUGAGAAUCAUGUAGGUCAUCAUCUUGAAGAAAUACUAAAAGAUGAACUAAAUCAUGUGGAAGUCACGUCACGACUCCCGUGUCAUGCUGGCAGAGAUCUUGAGCAAAUCAUGUCAGAGCAAUGCUACACUUACGUUUGUGUGAACGUUAUGACCUCUGAUAUUGAGGAAACCCGGAAAUUAGUGAAUAUGCUGGAAGAGAGUAAUCUUUCCAUUUUAUAUCCUGUUGUUGUCAUUUCGGUAUAUUUUCUUGAUUAUAAAUCAGUACCUUUUGAUCAGAAAAUGGAAAACCUAAUGCAGAUUAGGGAAUAUGCAAAAGAAGUGAAAAAAAGAAAUAUUUUAUUAUGUGGUCUUCUUAUCCACUAUCCACAGUAUCCCACAGAUCUGCUAUAUGAACAGAUAUGCAUUUACAAAGAUCAUUCAGGACCAGAAGAAAUUAUUUAUUAA